Messenger RNA from Scophthalmus maximus (turbot), 2158 nucleotides. RefSeq names its product serine/threonine kinase receptor associated protein (gene strap). The coding region runs from base 337 to 1326 and encodes 329 amino acids. Gene Ontology annotation, cellular component: SMN complex. Gene Ontology annotation, molecular function: RNA binding; protein binding. The transcript has 9 exons. NCBI's taxonomy places the organism in Eukaryota, Metazoa, Chordata, Actinopteri, Pleuronectiformes, Scophthalmidae. The record is from RefSeq and is a predicted model, not a curated record. Gene Ontology annotation, biological process: spliceosomal snRNP assembly.
UCUUGUUGUGGCUAGCGGCACACCGGCUUCCCUGUGGUAGCUGCGCCGCUUUGCACGUUGCUAGUUAGUUGCAAUGUUGUAGCUAUUAGCACGAGAGCCAUUAUUUCGCUGUGAGGGAGACCUGACAUUUAGUCUGACAAACCCACGGAGUUGAUUCUCUGUCAUUCAUAGUCCAUUCAGCAGCCAGCCGCCGGCUAACGGAGACUACUCAACGAGAUACUUGCUAGCUUGUUGCCUUUCUUUUAGCCCGCUAGCCUAUCCAGCUAGCUAGUUAGCCUCUAGCGCUCCACCGUCUCCUCCCUGAGCACUAACCGUCUACUGCCCGGCUGGUGGACCAUGGCGAUGAGACAGACUCCGCUCACCUGCUCCGGUCACACCCGGCCUGUGGUCGACUUGGCCUUCAGUGGGAUCACACCUUAUGGCUACUUCCUCAUCAGCGCCUGCAAAGAUGGCAAGCCCAUGUUGCGCCAGGGAGACACAGGGGACUGGAUUGGCACGUUUCUGGGUCACAAAGGUGCUGUCUGGGGAGCCACUCUGAACACAGACGCAACCAAAGCAGCCACCGCCGCAGCUGACUUCACAGCAAAGGUGUGGGAUGCAGUGAGUGGAGACGAGGUCCUCACACUGGCUCACAAACACAUUGUCAAGACUGUCAACUUCACACAGGACAGCAACUGUCUGCUGACUGCAGGGAACGACAAGCUGCUGCGGAUCUUUGAUCUCAGUAACCCUGAAGCAGCACCACAGGAGAUUGCAGGCCACACCUCAGCCAUAAAGAAAGCUUUGUGGUGCAAUGACGACAAGCAGAUCCUCUCAGCUGCCGACGACAAAACCAUACGGCUUUGGGACAGGAGCUCCAUGGAGGUGGUGAAAACACUGACGUUUGACACAUCUGUGAGUAGCAUGGAGUACGUGGCGGAUGGAGAGAUUCUCGUGAUUACAUAUGGAAAGACGAUCGCUUUCUACAAUGCUCUGAGUUUGGACCUGAUUAAGAGUGUGGAGGCCCCAGCUACCAUUAACUCAGCCUCCCUCCAUCCAGAGAAGGACUUCUUUGUUGCCGGUGGAGAAGACUUCAAGCUCUACAAAUUUGACUACAGCAGCAUGGAAGAGCUGGAGUCCUAUAAGGGUCACUUUGGUCCUGUGCACUGUGUGCGGUUCAGUCCAGACGGCGAGCUUUACGCCAGUGGCUCUGAAGACGGCACCCUCCGACUGUGGCAGACGGCGGUGGGGAAAACUUACGGCUUGUGGAAGUGUGUCCUCCCUGAGGACCUGGGGGCAGAGAACUCUGAGCAGCUGUACACCCCAGCCCCUGAGAUCAAAGCCUGAGGAGAGAGUUGUAUUGUUUGGAAAAGGGGAUGAGAAGAGGAAAGGAGACGAGCCGAUAGGUGUUCCACCGUGGUCCAUCAGGCCCCAGCAGGGAGCAGAGUCCAGAGCAUCUCUAUCCAUCAGGAACUGAUGUGGAUACCAUGACUGCCCUGUCUGUUAGAACAGCCAUCUCUCUCUCUCGCGUGCACACACACACACACACACACACACACACACACACACACACACACACACACACACACACACACACACACACACACACACACACACACACACACACACACACACACACACACACACACACACACACUGAUUUCAUGCAGUCAUAUGGACAGUAUGGGUUGGAGAGUAAAGCAGUAGAGCUGUGAAUGUCUGUCGUUCAUCGCUGCCUGCUCUCUCUCUAAUCAGCCCAGUUCUGUCUUUCUGUUAAAAAUAAUUUUAAUUUCUCUCUGCCCCUAAAUUCCACCGCAAACCAUAUGAUGCUAAGAUCGAUUUUGGUUCCAAAAUUAAAGUAAUUAAUGAGCUUGAUGAAGGCUUUUGUUUUCAGUUCAUUGUUACAGGGAUACUGGAGACAGAUGCACAAGUUGUGCACAAAGGUGCUUUCAUUUGUUCGGAAAAACCUUGCUUUGAGUAUUCGCUGCUGUUGUACUGGUUGAGUAUAUGAUGUUUAGUGUCCAAAUAAAAGAAAAUAUUGUUUAGUGACAAAGUGGAAAGGGAAAAAAUGUCAUUGGAGUUUUUUUUUCUCAUUUUGGGUUCUGUCCUCAUUUAUGUCCAGUGAUGAAAUAAACCAAUGCAUUACAGAUUUAUUUUUACGUAAUGCAAGAAGAGCAAA